Molecule: messenger RNA, 552 nt
Organism: Penaeus indicus
Lineage: Eukaryota; Metazoa; Arthropoda; Malacostraca; Decapoda; Penaeidae
Exons: 4
Coding region: 22-552 (176 amino acids)
Source: RefSeq, a predicted model, not a curated record
GUCGGCGUGGGCGUCCCGUGCAUGAGAUCAGGCAGCAUGACUGACUCUGAUCUCUUCAGUCGAGGCCGAGGGUGUUCGAGGCGUUGGUGCGUCUGCCUCGUGUUGGCUGUGCUCUUCGUCUCCCUGGGCGUCGUGGCGGGGAUCUAUUUCGCGUACCAGUUCCUCGGCCUCGAGCUGCCCCACGAGCGAGUGUUCCGCGGCAGCUUCCACGUGAGGAACGGAGACAGAUGGUCGCCUCAGCUGUCGGAUUCAAGUAACCCUUCGUACAUCACCACUGCGGAGGCUUACAUUGGCCGACUCGAUAGCGUGUACAAGAACUCCGUCUUCAAGAAUGUGUUCAUCCGCGCUGAAGUGUUGGGGUUCGAUAGAGACGAGGACGACUCCCUGGUCGUGCACUUCAACCUGCACGUCAACUACCGCCGCCUGCACCUGGACGCAGCUGACUUGUACCUCGUCCUCAUGUCGGAAAUCAGGAGCUCCAACUCGGUCGCUCUCCACGGCAUCACGAUCGACGAGGAGACGGUCGAGAUACAAGUUCCAGACAUGAUAUAA